This is a messenger RNA of Exaiptasia diaphana, 1466 nucleotides long. Its product is annotated as transmembrane prolyl 4-hydroxylase. The record is from RefSeq and is a predicted model, not a curated record. Gene Ontology annotation, biological process: peptidyl-proline hydroxylation to 4-hydroxy-L-proline. The transcript is spliced from 11 exons. The coding region runs from base 88 to 1389 and encodes 433 amino acids. Gene Ontology annotation, cellular component: endoplasmic reticulum. Gene Ontology annotation, molecular function: procollagen-proline 4-dioxygenase activity; L-ascorbic acid binding; iron ion binding. Lineage: Eukaryota; Metazoa; Cnidaria; Anthozoa; Actiniaria; Aiptasiidae.
AUUAACGUGAAAUUUAAAUCGUCGUUCAACGCACGUGGGGAACCGUUCGUCCCAAGGUCUGUGAUUUGAUCUUUGAAGAAAAAGAGUAUGCCACUUCUAUGGUUGUUGGUUCUUUUUCUUGGAAGCCAUGUUAGUUUAGCUAACAARUACAGCAAAGAGGCGAACGAAAAGGAAUCUUGUACGGGGAGCCAUUGCCAUAGAACGGCAGAUGAGGGUCCCUGUAUUGACGAUGGAAAAGAGAAGUUAUAUCGAUGGGAUCCUGUUAAGAUCGGACACGUUCGAGAGCUCAAACUCGAAGGGAAGAAAACAUAUAAAAUGAUCACAAAGGCGAUUUAUCCUCCUAUUUUUGAAAUCCCAGAUUUUCUGUCCUCUGAUGAAGCUGAUCACAUCGUUGGCAUUGCAAAGAAAGCUGGCAUGCAUGAAAGCGAUUUGCAUUGGGACUCAAUCAGCACAGAUCACAUGAAGUUGAUCCGAUCAACUGAAGGUCAUUCAAAUAGUCCCACGGGACAUUUUCUUAACUGGGAUAUCGACAGAGAUUUUGAGAUAACAAGAGAUGAGAUUAAGAUAUUUGCUGAAAGAGUUAAAUAUUUGGUAUUGCAAGAUAAAGAUAUCGAUGAAAUGGUUGAGAAACUUAACUUAACAGAGAUGGCGGACGAUAAAAUCGAUUAUGUUGAAUGGCAAACCUUUCGAACAAACGCCAUCGAUAUGUACCUUAACGAUCUAAAAGACUACCACCCACACCAUCGACACCGGUUUAGCAAACAAGUGUGGUUGCAUCAAGGAAUCAAAGCUGAUAAAACCAUGAAAAGACUACGAAAAAGAAUAUGGAAGCUAACAAGACUUCCAAAGUACAUCGUCUAUGGUGGAGAACCCUUACAGGUUGUAGGGUACGAUGAGAGAGGUCAUUACAAUGCUCACUACGAUGGAACGAGAAAGUCUGACUUCCCUAAUGACUCGUGUUGUCAUUUUKACCUGGAAAACGUCCCAAAGUGUAGACUGUGCAGAUAUAUUACCGUCUUAUACUACCUUAAURACGUGGAGGAGGGAGGUGAGACAGCCUUCCCUGUCGCUGAUGUCGAAAACUUCAACGAAACAGCAUUCCGAGAUCGUAAAGAUGGCGAUCUAUACAACCUCGGAAAAUACUGCCACUCGGCCAAACUMGUKAUUCCUCCAAAGAAAGGCAAGGCCAUCAUGUGGUAUAACUACCUGAGGGACGACAAAACAGGCUGGAUGGGACCUAGGGAGGAGAGGUCACUCCAUGGCGGAUGUGACGUCAUAAAAGGACACAAAUAUAUAGCCAAUAACUGGCUUCCAGCACCGGAGCCAGACUCUGCCCAUCUAAGAAGUAAUUAUCUUAACGACAAAGAGCUUAAAUCAGUCAAGGAUUAGGUUUUUUUAAAUUACAUGUUGUUGUUGUUGUUGUUGUUGUUGUUGUUGUUGUUGUUAAUGUUGUUGCUGUUGUUGUU